Molecule: messenger RNA, 1362 nt
Organism: Umbelopsis ramanniana AG
Lineage: Eukaryota; Fungi; Mucoromycota; Umbelopsidomycetes; Umbelopsidales; Umbelopsidaceae
Exons: 3
Coding region: 37-1059 (340 amino acids)
Biological process (GO): removal of superoxide radicals
Cellular component (GO): cytoplasm
Molecular function (GO): thioredoxin-disulfide reductase (NADPH) activity
Source: RefSeq, a predicted model, not a curated record
GUUUUUGAAUUUUUUAUCUCUUUGAUUCAAUCUCAAAUGCCUCAACAUCGCAAGGUCACCAUCAUUGGCUCAGGUCCUUCCGGCCACACUGCCGCCAUCUAUCUUGCUCGUGCUAACCUUGAGCCCAUCUUGUUCGAGGGCAUGAUGGCCAAUGGUUUCGCCCCUGGUGGUCAGCUAACCACCACCACCGAUGUCGAAAACUACCCUGGAUUCCCAGAAGGUGUGAUGGGUGGUGAAUUGAUGGACAAGCUCCGUGAACAAUCUGAACGUUUCGGAACUGAGAUCGUCACCGAAACCAUUACCAAGCUCGAUCUGUCUGUUCGUCCCUUCAAGAUCUGGCGUGAAGGCAGUGAGGACGACGCUGAGCCUACUGACACUACUGAUGCUGUUAUUAUCGCCACUGGUGCCUCUGCUAGACGUAUGCACUUGCCUGGUGAAGAGACAUACUGGCAAAAUGGUAUCUCUGCCUGUGCUGUCUGCGACGGUGCCGUCCCCAUUUUCCGCAACAAGCCUUUGGCCGUUAUCGGUGGUGGCGACUCUGCUGCUGAAGAGUCCAUCUACCUUACAAAAUAUGCUUCCCAUGUUUAUGUUUUGGUCCGCCGCGAUAAGCUUCGUGCUUCCAAGGUCAUGGCUGCUCGCCUCUUGAAGCACCCCAAGGUCACUGUUCUGUUCAACACUUCCGCCACCGCCACCCAUGGUGAUGGAUCUUUGUUGAAGGAGCUUACCAUCAAGAACACUAUCACUAACGAAGAAUCCAAGUUGCCUGUCAACGGUCUGUUCUAUGCUAUUGGUCAUGAUCCCGCCACUUCUCUCGUCAAGGGCCAAGUUAACCUUGAUGAUGAGGGUUACAUUGUCACCGUCCCUGGUAGCACUGAAACCAAUAUUCCCGGUGUCUUUGCUGCUGGUGAUGUUCAGGACAAGAAAUACAGACAGGCCAUUACCAGUGCCGGUACUGGCUGUAUGGCUGCUUUGGAUGCUGAAAGAUAUAUCACUGAGCAUAUUGAAGAGGCUGCUCCCGCUGACGAACCUGCUAGUAACGGCAGCGAUGCUCAGAAAUGAAUUUAGUGCGUAACCCCCCAAAAAAACUCUCUAUGUACCAACUACCCAACUCUUAGAUUUCAUACAAAUGAUAUUUUUUUUUAGAUGAGAGUAAAAACACUGUGCCUAUUUUUUUUUAUUGUAGUUUUAUUUCUUCUUGAUUAAGAUGGCUUGCUUUCCAUUGUAGAGAGACUGCCUUAUCAUGGAACAGUUUGAAUUCUUUUGUUCAAGAAGAUAACGGACAAAGAGAAGAUUAUUAUAGAGAGUGGGGGGAUGGAUGUCAUGAGUUUAUAAGAUUUUAUGUGCGCAAGGUCACCUUGAGGG